Effrenium voratum is the source of this 1593-nucleotide messenger RNA. Lineage: Eukaryota; Dinophyceae; Suessiales; Symbiodiniaceae. The record is from the annotation of a GenBank genome assembly.
AUGUCAACAGAUGGAACCUGGCUGCUGACCGUGGAGGAAGAGUCUGCCUUGUUGCCAGCCCGCCAUGCGUGUGGGGAGCUCCCUGCAGACUGCCAGAGGCAAGUGCCCGCUUACGCCGAGCGCGUGUCGCAAGCUCGCGUGCGCGCUCGCGCGAGCUCCCGCAGCAAGCGUGCAGCGGGCGGGGAACGACGGAGCAUCAGACUGAUGCUGGACAUGAAACAGCCGCUGAGGUGGAAUGCCGGGGUCCUGCGCCAAUUGGACCUCCGCUUCGGGGACGUCUCACAGGAGCUCCGCUACAAGCAGAGUCUGAAUCGUGAGGUGCUCUUUGGCGGCUUGGUCUGCGUGGCGGCGGGCGCUAUUGGCGUCGUUGUGGCUGUGCUUCCGGCGAUUGUGCGAGAAGCCAGCCGAACGGAUCUGCCUUUGGAGGGCUUUGAUGCCAGGGUGGCAGUGUUCUGCACCUGGGUGGUGAACCUGACGCUGAUGAGCACCCACAUUCUCCUCAGCGCGCUCAGCCUUGCGACAGGCUGCGCGUCAAGCUGGAACUGGGAGGCUUUCUUUGCACUGGUCGUCUCGGUGUUUGCAGCGUCCAUGUCGCUGGGCAACUUCUGGCACCUGCCACUGCUCGCUGGGCAAGAUCCAGUUUCCCUCUGGGCCCACGAUGCCAGAGGCUCCGACAUUUUUGUGUUACUCGCCAUCGACGCCGUGCUGACAAUGGUGGCAAUGUACGUUCCGAUCCGCUCCUGCAUCCUUUGGAUCCCCUUCUUGUGUGCAGUGGUGCCGUACAUCGUGAACACCCUCAUGUUGCGCAGCGUGUUUGCGGACAGCCACCUGAUCCUUGGCGCGAUGUUGGGCCUUGGUGCGAUGGCCUACCACGGUGCUUUGCGCCGGGAAACAACCCAUCGCAACAAGUGGAUCAUCGAACAUGUGGUCGAGGAGGCGGAGGAAGUGAUCCUGCAGCAGAACAGCACCAUCCAGGAGACCACGGCGCAAGUCAAGGGCCUCCGCGUUGUUGCAGAGGCUCUUUGUGACGUGAUCCUGAAUCUGGACAGCAAGUUGCAUGUGUGCGGGGCCGGCGUGCAACAGGAUGGCUUCUUCGAGACGCGUGUAGAGGGCAAGAGGUUCGCAGAGCUUCUGACAGAGUCUGACAGGAGCCGCUUCAAGCAGUUGGUGGCAUCGUCCAAGGCGGGCUUUCCCGUGUGCAUGCCUGCCACCAUCCAGAAGCAGUUCCUGACCCACGAGGUGCAUUUACUCCUGGUGAAUACUGGGGAGUCAAGGGGGGCGCAAUUCCUCGUGGGCAUCCGGAUCGAAUCCGAGCAAAUCCUCGCCCAGGAGGAGGGGGACCCCGCAAGCAAGACUACUGGUGCUGCAGGCCGGCGAUUCCAAAGCGUGGUGCCGACCUCCGCGGCGAAUGUGGACUUUGAGGAGGAUGACCUGAGCUGCAAGACCUAUCCGAGAUGGGACGAGCAGGCAGUGGCAGCACCCACGCCGGCAAGAACCAGAGCUUUGUGCAUCAAAAAGGUGAUGCCGCGCUGGCAAGUGCUGCGGGAUCCUGCGUCCUGUUGCCAGGCAGCUGCUCACCAAGUCCCGAUGUGA